Messenger RNA from Hippocampus comes (tiger tail seahorse), 3689 nucleotides. Its product is annotated as oxysterol-binding protein 1-like. NCBI's taxonomy places the organism in Eukaryota, Metazoa, Chordata, Actinopteri, Syngnathiformes, Syngnathidae. The transcript has 16 exons. Bases 155 to 2608 code for a protein of 817 amino acids. The record is from RefSeq and is a predicted model, not a curated record. Gene Ontology annotation, molecular function: sterol binding. Gene Ontology annotation, cellular component: perinuclear endoplasmic reticulum; plasma membrane; cytosol.
UUAACGGUCGACGAGAACUUUCAGUGAGAGUAAUGUCAAAGCGUAGUAACAUUCGGGUUUUUUUGGAUGGUGAUGUCACAAAAAUAGAAAUUGUACAUAAGGUGGAUUGUUAUUAAUUUGUCGACAGCAAGUGUCACACGUCCGACCAAAAUGGAUGACAACUUCCGGUCUAGCUAGCAAGCUUAGUGGCGGCCAGAGUUUAAGGAGAUUUUCAUGUCUUGAAUUGGUUUCCUGCUCUUUCCAGUCUGCUGUGAUGUCAUCAGAGUCCAAGCCUCCCACGCCCACCCCAGGAGACACAUACAAGGGCUGGCUCUUCAAGUGGACCAACUACAUCAAAGGUUACCAGAGACGCUGGUUUGUCCUCAGCAAUGGGCUGCUUUCGUAUUACCGGACCCAGGCCGAGAUGGGCCACACGUGCCGUGGCACCAUCAACCUGGCCACGGCCAACAUCGUCGUGGAGGACUCGUGCAACUUCGUCAUCUCCAACGGCGGCGCGCAGACGUACCACCUGAAGGCCAGCUGCGAGGUGGAGCGCCAGCGCUGGAUUACCGCCUUGGAGCUCGCCAAGGCAAAGGCCUUCCACAUGCAGGAUCUGUCGGGUGAGUGGAAAGUUCCCCUUUUCAUGUUUGCACUUCCUCAGUCAUCUUCAUCGCCGUCGUCCGCAGAUGAGUCGUCGGACGAAGCGUCUGAAGCGCCCAACGCCUCGGGACAAGGGGGCGGCCGCAACAUGGAAAUCCAGUCUACGCUGCGCACGCUCGGCAGCAAAGUGGAAGACCUCGGCACAUGCAAUGAUCUGAUUGUCAAGCACGGAUCAGCCCUGCAAAGAUCUUUGUCAGAACUUGAGGGCAUUCACGAGGCGGCGGACAUGGGCGAGAAGAUCAGACAAGUCACCGAGAGGGCCACGCUCUUCCGAAUCACCUCCAACGCAAUGAUCAACGCGUGCCGAGACUUCCUGUCCAUAGCUCAGAACCACAGCAAGCGCUGGCAGAAGGCCUUGCAGCUGGAGCGGGCGCAGAGGAUCCGCUUAGAGGAGACGCUGGAGCAGCUGGCCAAGCAGCACAACCACCUGGAGAGAGCUUUCAGGGGAGCCACCGUCCUCCCGCCGUCGCGCAGCAACAUGGACUUAGGUAGCAAAGGCGGAAUGUCAGGAAAGGGAGAUGCCAGCGACGAGGAUGAUGACAACGAGUUCUUUGACGCCAUGGAGGACCCGGCAGAGUUCAUCACGAUUCCCGCCGACCCAAAAUAUCACAGGUCGAGAUCUAGCAGCAACGUAAGCAGGCAGAGCAAUGAGACCGGCAUGGAUGAUCUGUCGUUCGACGAGCUGUCGCUGGCGUCCGGUCCGGAGUCCCCGCAGCACCUUGAGAUGGAGCCCGUCAGGCGACGACGGACGCGCAUCCCAGAAAAGCCCAACUACUACCUCAACCUGUGGAGCAUCAUGAAGAACUGCAUCGGCAAGGAGCUUUCCAAGAUACCGAUGCCCGUGAACUUUAACGAGCCUCUCUCCAUGCUGCAACGGCUGUCGGAGGACCUGGAGUAUUACGAGCUGCUGGACAAGGCGUCCAAGUGUCAGAGCUCCCUGGAGCAGAUGUGCUACGUGGCCGCCUUCACCGUCUCGUCCUACUCCACGACCGUCCACCGCACCAGCAAGCCCUUCAACCCUCUGUUGGGGGAAACCUUCGAGCUGGAUCGCCUGCGAGAGUGCGGCUACCGCUCUCUUUGCGAACAGGUGAGCCACCACCCACCUGCAGCAGCCCACCACGCCAUCUCCGAAAAAGGCUGGACGCUCAGACAGGAAAUCACCUUAGCCAGCAAGUUCCGAGGAAAAUAUUUGUCCGUCCUCCCUUUCGGUUCCAUCCAUUGCAUAUUUGACAAGAGCGCCAACCAUUACUCUUGGAAGAAAGUGACUACCACUGUGCACAACAUUAUCGUGGGCAAGUUAUGGAUCGAUCAGUCGGGGGAGAUUGAUGUGGUCAACCACAAGACGGGCGAUCGCUGCCACCUCAAGUUCACUCCUUACAGUUACUUCUCCAGAGACGUGCCAAGAAAGGUGACAGGCGUAGUGACGGACAAAGAUGGAAAGGCGCAUUACGUGCUGUCGGGCACGUGGGAUGAGAAGAUGGAGUUCUCCAGGAUCAUGCAAAGCAGCAAAAGCGAAAGCGGCGCUGAGGGCAAACAGAGGACUGUCUACCAGACUCUCAAAGCGAAGGAAAUAUGGCGGAAGAACCCCUUACCGGAGGGAGCGGAAAACAUGUACUACUUCUCCUCACUGGCACUGACGCUCAACGAACCCGAGGAAGGCGUGGCGCCCACGGACAGCCGGUGGCGGCCCGACCAGCGCCUCAUGGAGGAGGGUCACUGGGACGAGGCCAAUGCAGAGAAGCAGAGGUUGGAGGAAAAGCAGCGGAUAGCUCGCCGGGAAAGGGAGUGGGAGAUCGUCAAGGCGGCCGACACGCCCGAGGAUGCUGUCCAUCCAGACAGCUACCAGGCGCUGUGGUUCGAGAAGAUGGACGAACCCACGUCGGGAGAGAGCAUGCAUGUCUACAAGGGAGGCUACUGGGAGACCAAGGACAGCGGUGGCGGUUGGGAUGUUUGCCCCGACAUAUUCUGACCACAGGCUAUCAAAUGAAAGCCAACGGUGGAAAGGAUAUCACGCAGGAAAAACUGUAGUCCUCUUUUUAUGAAAAUGUCAUGUUUGGAGAAUUUCAAAAAUAUGUAUGUUACAACGGGGUAGAAAAUCAAUUUGAGAAAAGGAGAUAUUAGUUUUCAGAAAACAAAUCUUUUGAGGGAUUUUUUUCUUAAUAGAAUAAAGUUACAAUUUUGUAAAUAAAAUGGGUAACCUUCCAAAAAAAAGUUGUAAUAUGAGAAAUAAGUUAGAAUUUUAUGAGGAGAAAUAUUACUGCAAGAAAAGGUUGUAAUAUGGGAAAAGAGUUACAAUUUGUAAGAAAUAUUUAAUAUUUUGAGAAAGUAUUCAGAAUAAAGUAAAAAUUGUAUGUUACAAGAAAAAUGUAAUUUUGCAAGAAUCAAGUUACAAGUCAUGUUAAACUUAAAGGAAAAUGUAAUAUGUAAAUAAAAUUGUAAUUUUACAAGAAAAACAGGCAUCAUUUACUCAGUUAAAAUCCCCACCUCCACCUCAGUUUUUUUCUAAAUAAAAGUAAUGAGAGACAAAAUUUGUGGAAUAAUUUUGUGAGAAUUUCGUAAGAUCUUUUUUUUUUUUAACAGAACCACAAAAAAAGCCCAAAUUUGUAAUUUACACAAAGUUUUAAUGUUACAAGAAAAAAAAGUUAGACUAUGCAAUUGUUGCCAAAAGUAUUUUUCCUCACUUCCAGGGUCGCCAUCCUAAAAAAACUGUACAGGCAAUAUUUUCAUCUAAAGAGUCAAAUACUGUAUUUAAUAAAAUUAAAAUAAAUAAAAAUACUUAGGAGUGCGAACUGUAUUUUUUUGUCCAGCUUUGUACAAUGUAAGGGUCCUUUCGGACUUUGCAGUGAAUGAGAUUCCUUCCUUUUUUUUUUUUCACUUAUUUAAGUGUACUUACUUUCUGUUGUCAAAUAUUGUUUGACAUUUUUACAUGCUGUAGUAGAUCUCUCCGUGUAUCUCCACCCCCCCCCUCCCCGGAAACAGUGGUGCCUAUACAAGUUUAAUAUGUUCGAUAAUAUACUGUUCCUGGUUUCAAUAAAUUAGUGAUUGUCAAA